Messenger RNA from Podarcis lilfordi (Lilford's wall lizard), 41872 nucleotides. The record is from the annotation of a GenBank genome assembly. Lineage: Eukaryota; Metazoa; Chordata; Lepidosauria; Squamata; Lacertidae.
AAAUGAAAUAUAGCCAAAAAAACAAAACGAAAAGAAACCCGAUCAACCAUCAGAUUGCUGAAGUUUUCCUGAGAAGCACAGACAGUAUCUGAACCCAGCCAGCCCUCCCCGAGUCGCCUCAGACGGCCCCCAGAAUUGGCCAGAUUGCAUAACAACAAAGCAAAUAUCAUAGAAUCAGAGGGAUGAAGGGAACGUUACAGGCCAUCAAACCCAAGCUGAUGUGACAGCCGGCUGCUUCCACUCCUGGCUUCCAAAGCAGACUGGUUUCUCUACUGCCUGUCUCUCACACCUUUAGCAUCUUCCCGGCAGGCAAAAAGAGGGAAGAGAAAAAAAGGUAAGUAGGACGGAUUGAUAAUAGGUUGGACAUUCCCUAGGUUAUGGGGUGUGGCAGCUCAGUAACAAGGUGUUUAUUUAGGGUGUGAUUCUGUUUGCAGUUCCUAUUUUAGUUUAGGGAAGCUUUUUAAUGUUUAAUAGAUUACAGUGGUACCUCGGGUUACAGCCGCUUCAGGUUACAGACUCUGCUAACCCAGAAAUAAUACCUCGGGUUAAGAACUUUGCUUCAGGAUGAGAACAGAAAUUGCGCUCGGGCGGUGCGGCGGCAGCGGGAGGCCUCAUUAGCUAAAGUGGUGCUUCAGGUUAAGAACAGUUUCAGGUUAAGAACGGACCUCCGGAACGAAUUAAGUUCUUAACCCGCGGUACCACUGUAUUGUAUUUUAAUAUUCUGUUGGAAGCAGCCCAGAGUGGCUGGGGAAACCCAGCUAGAUGGGCAGGGUAUAAAUAAUAAAAAUUAUUAUUAUUAUUAUUAUUAUUAUUAUUAUUAUUAUUACAGUGGUACCUCAGGUUAACUGUUCUCAACCUGAAGCACCACUUUAGCUAAUGGGGCCUCCUGCUGUUGCCACACCGCCGGAACAUGAUUUCUGUUCUCAUCCUGAAGCAAAGUUCUUAACCCGAGGUACUAUUUCUGGGUUAGUGGAGUCUGUAACCUGAAGCGCAUAUAACCUGAAGGGUAUGUAACCCGAGGUACCACUGUAUUAUUAUUAUUUUAGGGGAGGGCUGCAGCUUAGUGGUGGAGCACCUGGUUCACAUUGCGGAAGGUCCUGGGUUCAAAUCCCCGGCAUCUUCAGGUAGGGCUGGGUGAGACCCUGGAGAGCUGAAGUCAGUCAGUGUAUAAGACAAUACUGAGUUGGAUAGACCAAUGGUUGAACUCUGUUCCUAUGUACUUAGUAUUAUCAGAAUAACCGUCUAUUAGAUUUCUUACCUAUCCUUCACCGCAAGGUCCCAGGGGAGGUGAAAACAAUGCAAAAAUAUAAGAUUAAAAAAAUAUAAAAAUGCAAGAUUAAAAUCGGUUAAGACAGUUGGCAGUCAAAAGAAUAUACUGCAUUUCAGGGGGGGUGCAAAAGAAUCUUCCCUUGCAAGGCUGAUCUCUAUAAACACAGACUCAGGCUGUGUACACACAUUACACUUAACGCAUAUGGCUUUCCCCAAAGAAUGCUGGGAACUGUAGUUCACCCUCACAGAGCUAUAGUUCCCAGCAACCUUAACAAACUAGAUCCUUUGGGGUGAGUCAGUUGAGUCAGCUCGGAAGCAGAUCCUGCUGUGGUUCGAAGGACCUCCCCCCCAAAAUUAGCAAUGUUGAUAAAUACCAUAUUCAAAUUGCUACGAUCUUUUAAAAAUGGGUCUAACUGUAUUUUGAAUGUUGUACCACCGCAGUGACUGGAUGGGUGCUCACAUCAAGGAAUCCCCCCACCCCCAAAAAAGUUUUCCUGAAUACAACGGGUUUUUUAAACUUGAUUGUUGCUCAGUUUUAUUACUUUUGUACUUGAUCGAUUAAAGAUUAAAGUUGUGAAUUGCAGUGGACGUUCAGGUUGCGAAUGUGAUCCUUGUGGGAGGCACGUUUGCAACCCGCAGCGGCAUGUCUGCGCACGCACGGGUUGCAAUUCGGCGCAUCUGCGCAUGCACAAAGCAUGAUUUAGCGCUUCUGCGCAUGCGCGACCGCUGAAACCCGGAAGUAACCCAUUCCGGUACUUCCGGGUUUCGGCGGGUCCAUAACCCGAAAAAACGCAACCUGAAGUGUCUGUAACCCGAGGUAUGACUCUAUAUGAAUGCGCCAACCAAAACAACAAAUUUCCCCAUAAGCACAGCAUAGUAAGAGCCAUUUGACAGUGGAACAGACUGCCACAAGAAAUGGCGGACUCUCCUUCCUUGGAUGUUUCUAAGCAGAGGUUGGAUGGACAUCUGUUGUGUUUUAAACAAGCUGAGAUUCCUUCAUUGCAGAGGGUUGGACUAGAUGACCCUUGGGGUCCCUUCCGACUCUACAAUUCUAUGAUUUUGUAUCAGGUAAAAGGCAAGUCUACAAUAGUUCUCCCUGACAUCUACGCAGGAAGAUUUAUUUGCAAUAGUGCAUCUAGUCAUGUUAGUGAACACCUGCAGUUUGAAGAGCUACAAGACAGAAACAAGUUGAUCCCUGCGGUAAGAACUAGGCCUUGCCACCCGGAUAAAGUAAACAGUAAUGCUUGGAACAACCUCUUUGCCUAGUCAGCUGGAGCGAGUGCGAAUCACAGCCAAGUAAUCAAGCAAAGAGCCGAAUUACAGUUGGUAGAUUUUAGGUAAGAGAAGAAAGGUACAUGGGCAGGUGAGUGAAAAUAUGGUAGUAUUUGUGACAAGGCCCCUCACAGAGACACCUUUCAGAGAAAGAAUGUAAUCGUCCAGGAAGGUACCAAAAUUAUUUCAUAGCUGACACAUUUUAAGCUACUACAACAAGAGAAAAGCUCUUGUGGAGAUUUGCAUAUAGGCCUUUUCUGCACACACAAGUCAAACCAUGGUUUAGUGUGAAGACAGGAAAGAGAUUACAGAUGCUGCUACACUCAGGGAAGCUUACGACAGGCUUACCUGGCUUUUGUGUUACUGAAACCCAGGUUUGUGGUUUAGUUUUCUCCAGACUAACCACAACCUGUAAAACCCAGAACAAACCGGGAGCCCACAUGUUCACACUAAACCAUGGUUUGGCGUGGAGUGCUGUGGAAGCAAGCACACAAACCGAUUGCAACAUAUCCUAUUCUGUACAGAGCACAAAACACUGGUUGGUCUUUUAAGAUGUCACUGGAUUCUUGCAUUUUAUUUCAUAGCUGGGAACCCUAUCAUUUGCAGGUCUAUGUAGAUGGCAGGCCAUCAACUGUUGACAGAAAUCAAUUAUUUGUAUUUACAAAGGGGUACUUUGUUGAUAUAAUUGUCCUGCUUGACAAAACCUGAAGGAUUUGGGCCUAGCAUACUUUAAGGACCACCUCAGACCUUUUAUCCCAGCUCAGUCACUGAGAUCAGAGGCUUAAAUGGCCUUUGACUUUCAAGUGUCUCUUAAAAACCUUUUUAUGCCUUUGUAGCAGUUUAAUUUUUAUUUUUGAACAGCCAGUACACCCCUGUGCAUUUUUAUUUUUUAUUUUAAAUGGUGUUUUAGGGUUCAACACCAUACACUGCCUUGAUAACUCGUAUUUCUGGUGGUACAGAAAUACUUCGGCAAACAAAUAAAACUCUUCCCUUCGCACUGCUAAAUUAAUCUGAGAAUUGGCAGAUCCAAAAAUGUAAAUAACCAUCUUGAUACCCACUCACCAUUUUUGUGUGUAAUUUCAAAUUUCUUGAUAACUUAGGCGCCAAGGCAGGGCACCCAUCUAAGAUAUGUGCUCUGAAACACCCUGCCUAUAAUCGGCAAGGCAGGCAUUCAACAGGUGGAGCAUUCCAGGAACUUGGUUUGGGCCCUUUGCACACACACACACACCCACACACCCCGCUUCAGUGUAGAAAAAAACACACAGCAGGUCCCCACCCCCCAAAAAAAGAUAAAGUAAUAAAAGUAUCCCUUAAAAAAUUAGGACCAGUUAAAAACACACAGAAAGUUAAGACCACAAUAAAAUAGACUAAAGCUCGCACAGAUUUUCUAAGCGUAAUAAUGACCAUUGCUGGCUGCUCUUUUUCUUCCCUGCCUCCUACUGUCGUGGCUUAAACCGGUAGCGUAGCAGGCAGGAAUUCAACAGGCAAAGCCUCCCCCAAUAGGGGAGAAUGCAAAGGCGGGACCCCAGGCUGGGGAAGGCUUCCCCGGUUGGAUUCCUGCCUGCCAGGGUCCUCUCCUCUCCAGCCCAGCUUUGCAGAGGCGCCUGCUCCGCCUCCGCCCGCCUGCGACCCCCGCCGACCAUGGGGGAUCCCCGUACCUGAAGACAGGGCCCGCGCUGUACGGCAGAGCCCGGGCUUGCGCAGGAAGCGCGGGCUCGCUCGGCACAGCGCCGCCAUGCUGCUGUACGGCAGCCCAGCUUCCCCACGAGGACCCCGGCCUCGGAUCAGGGGCUGCCCGCGCGAGUGCCUGGCUGCCUGCUCGCGCCGCCUCAGACGCCCCGUCGCCGAGGGAGGAGGAGGAGCAGCCAGGCGGGCGGCGCGGAGAAGGGUCGCCUUAGGUGCCGGGUAGGUGAGACUCGCGGGGGAGGAGUCCGCGGUGGGAAGGGCCCGGCCCAAUGGGUGGGGCGGAGAGGGAGGGGCCAGCCACCUCUCCUCUUUCCUGGCAGAGGUUCAACUGGUAGAGCACGGCUUGGCAAAGGCAGGCAUUCAACAGGUGGAGCAUUCCAGGCACUUGGGUGGGACCCCUCUUCUCUACCCUGGCAAAGGUCCAACUGGUAGAGCAUGGCUUGGCAAAGGCAGGCAUUCAACAGGUGGAGCAUUCCAGGCACUUGGGUGGGACCCCCUUCUCUACCCUGGCACAGGUCGGUAGACUAGGGCUUGGCAAAACAGGUGGAGCAAUCGAGGCACUUGGUUUGGGGCUCUCUUCUCUACCCUAGCAGAGGUCCAACUGGUAAAGCAGUGCUUGGCAAAGGCAGGCAUUCAACAGGUAGAGCAUUCCAGGCACUUCAUUUGGAGCCCUCUUCCCUACUCUGGCAGAGGUCCAACUGGUAAAGCACAGCUUGGCAAUAGCAGGCAUUCAUUAGGUGGAGCAUUCCAGGCACUUGGGUGGGACCCCUCUUCUCUACCCUGGCAGAGGUCCAGCAGGUAAAGCAUAGCUUGGCAAGGAAGGCAUUCAACAGGUGCAGCAUUCCUUUGCGCAGAUAGUAGGUUGGGAAUGGCUGGAAGGUGGUUGUUUAUGUUUACGCUGCAUUGUUUGUGUGAUUCUGCUUACUAAGAUGGACUUGUUGCUGUUUAGUCAGAGCACAUCACAAGAGGAACAGGAAGGAAAUGAUGUCUGUGCAACCAAAGACAGGCAUAGGCAAACUCGGGCCUCCAGAUGUUUUGAGACUACAAUUCCCAUCAUCCCAGACUACUGGUGCUGCUAGCUAGGGAUGAUGGGAGUUGUAGUCCCAAAACAUCUGGAGGGCCAAGUUUGCCUAUGCCUGUCCAAAGAUGUUGAUGAACUGUAGCUCUAUGACUUUGUCAGAUCCCCCAUGCCUCCUUCCCAAAGCCCAGUGCCUCCUACCCAGCUUUAGGAAGGCAGCAUGAGGGCUGUGGGGACGUCAAAGGUUGCCAAGGGCCGCCAAAAAGGCUUUAAGGGCCACAUACAGCCCUCAGGCCAUGUGUUGGGCCGCCCUGAAUUCUAGACAAAGGUCCCAAGUUUCCCCCUCCUGAUAUAUGAACUGACAGAUAACCCAACCUAAGGGCAGUCACUCCUGUAUGGAAUAGUGCAUUUGAAAACAUGCUCUACCAAAAUGGAACCUCAAAUCAAAUCCUUGUAGGCUGCCUGGGUUAUUCCCAGCCUUCCCUUUUGCUGCAACUCGACACAAAAACCCUGCACAAACACUAUGCAAUAGAAAAAAAGGUAAAGGGUAAAGGGACCCCUGACCAUUAGGUCCAGUCGUGGCCAACUCUGGGGUUGCGGCGCUCAUCUCGUUUUAUUGGCCGAGGGAGCUGGUGUACAGCUUCCGGGUCAUGUGGCCAGCAUGACCAAGCCGCUUCUGGCAAACCAGAGCAGCGCACGGAAACGCCGUUUACCUUCCCGCCGGAGUGGUACCUAUUUAUCUACUUGCACUUUGACAGUGCUUUUGAACUGCUAGGUUGGCAGGAGCAGGGACCAAGCAACGGGAGCUCACCCUGUCGCGGGGAUUCGAACCACCAACCUUCUGAUCGGCAAGUCCUAGGCUCUGUGGUUAGACCACAGCGCUACCCGCAUCCUUAUAUCAAUAGAAAGAAAUAUCAUUAUCCCUACACCAUCCUCUGCCAUCGCUCUCUCUCCCGGUGCUGGAUUUUUGUAUAAGCUAAACAAGCUAUAGCUUAGGGCCCCACUCUCUUGGGGGCCCCCAAAAAAAUUUAAAGGGAAAAACACAACUGGAUGUACAUUUCCAAAAUAUAAUAUAAAAAACAAAUAAAAUAAAACCUGCAACAACAGCAACAGUGUUUUGUGUUAUGUGGGCUCCUAUGAUGGAAGUAAUGGGCCUCGCCUGCUAGCCUGCUCUCUAAAAUAUCACUGGUUUGCUCAUUUCUAUAUAUAGGGUGCCUAGGGUGAGUCUUUGUAAACUGUGUUUCUAAAGGAACUUUUGUUAUUGCCAAAUGCCAGUGUGUUUGCAUUAUUAAGUUUGUUAUGAAUAAAAAAUCAUUUUAAGUUAGAGCUUAAUAAUUAUUUCACCAUUAAUAUACUUCUUCUUAAUUGUAUUUCACUAUUAAUAUACUUCUCCGUAAUUGUAUUUCAGUUCAACAAUUACUUCAAUAAAAUACAUAUUUUGUUAUGUGCAAAUGGCUUUAGAUAAGUAUUAUGUCCAUAAAUUACCAUACAGCAUAUAUUCAACGCAAAAAAACAGGCACAGUUUGUUGUUGACAAAGGACAGCUGGACAUAAAGGGCCCCAUUACCUUCAGUAGCUAAGGGCCUCCUCAAACCUAAAUCCGGCCCUGCUCUCCCCCCUCUCUUUCCCCCCAAAUAUCUGUAACAAUAAAGUCCCACACCAAAUGUAAAUGAACUGUGAAAAAGACUUGAUUAAUUGAAAGUGGAGACGCUGUAUGUAGUUUUCCUUGUUUAUUUGUUUGCUUUGUAACGCAGAAAAUCUUUAAUAAAAAUUAAUUUCAAAACAGCACGAGUCUUUUCAUAUGAAAUUGUAUUUGCCAUGCAAGUAAUCACCUUGAAGACAGUUAUCUUGGAGGUAAUUACUCGCCUGGUACUGAUACGGCAAGUGCAAUUUUGUAUGAAAGAACUUCACCUCCACAGAGAGCGGAAUAAAUUCCUUCCAUCCUUUCAUGCCCAAGAGCAGUUCUUUGUUGGCCCAACUUCCUGUGCAUCAAGGUGACGUUAAAGACAUUAGAAGCUUUGUGGGCACAGACGGGAUUUAAUUUCACCUCUGGCUCCUGUUUUCAAUGCCAAUACCUGGCCAUAUAAACAUAUAAAAGGUUGAUAAUAAAGGAAGGGAAUUGUUGGUGUAACGUGAUCCAAAAACCUUAGUCUCUUCCAGCAUUGGUCUUUGCAUGUUGAAAGCCCAGCGGCUUUGCUUAGUCAUGGAUUCAUCACAUUGCUAUCUAUCGAAACAUUUGUUGAAGCAAUGUGUCAGCAUAGACGCCGUGUUGUGAAAUGUACACUGCGCACGUCUAAAAAAGAGAGGGGUGGAUCGUUUUGCUCCUUUGAUGGAAUUGUUGUUCCACUCCUUUGCAGAGUUAUGCAGACUUACCAGUUCAUAGAAUAUUAUUGUUGUAUUGCUGUUCAUUUAAUCUCUGUACCACUUCAUAUUUUUAAGGGGGGAAACAAUCUCAAAGCGGUUCACAGCCUGCAUUAAAACAGCAAACAAUACAAUCCAGAACAGAACAUUGCUGAAGAAAGUCAGAUAUAAAGUAUCCAUUUAAAGCAAUGUAAUUAACAGGAAAAGGGACGCGGGUGGUUAAACCACAAAGCCUAGGACUUGCCGAUCAGAAGGUCGGCAGUUCGAAUCCCCGCGACGGGGUGAGCUCCCAUUGCUCGGUCCGUGCUCCUGCCAACCUAGCAGUUCGAAAGCACGUCAAAGUGCAAGUAGAUAAAUAAGUACCGCUCCGGUGGGAAGGUAAAUGGCAUUUCCGUGCGCUGCUCUGGUUCGCCAGAAGCAGCUUAGUCAUGCUGGCCACAUGACCCAGAAGCUGUACGCCGGCUCCCUCAGCCAAGAAAGCGAGAUGAGCGCCGCAACCCCAGAGUCGGUUACGACUGGACCUAAUGGUCAGGGGUCUCUUUACCUUUAAUUAACAGGAAACUAAAAUAUUACCUGAAAUGUUUCAAAAUGAAACAUUACAAAAGAGGUCAAGUACAGAAUUCACAUUUAACGCAGCAAAGUUAAAAAUAUAUAUCUUAAAACAGCUCAAAAGAAAACAGGAUCAAAGCAGAGGAUGGCGGCAGGACUAUGUCCUCAAAUCAGGAGAGUCACGAAUAAGGGGCUGAUGGCUGUCUUACAGAGGCCUCUACCACUCACAUUGUUGUCAUAACGGCACUUUUGACCACUGGUCCAUGGGGCUGUUGUUUUGUGGCCAUCAGCCGCUUCUGCCAUAGUUGCAAGUGGGGCAGAAGUGAAAUUGUUAAUGCAGAUGUUGUUAUAGGAUCAGUUCUAGCACUAAUUUAAUUCUGGGUGUUUGGAUGCAUCCUAUGACCGUAUUUUUCGCUCCAUAAGAGACACUUUUUUCCUCCUAAAAAGUAAGAGGAAAUUUCUGUGCGUCUUAUGGAGUGAAUGCUUGGUCCCUGGAGCCGAGUUGCCCAGGGGCAAAAAGCAGAUUGUGCUUUUUUUUUUUUUUUUUAGAAAGAGGGAAGGGGGUGUUGAAACAAAGCCACUGAGCAGCUGAUCGGCAAGUGAUUGGGAGGGAGAUAAGGGACUCUAGCGAUAAAGGAGGCUGCCUGGGAGGGGGGAGGUAAAGACAGUGAACUUGCAAGGAGAGGAGACAGGAAUACUAAAACAAGCAAUGAGGAGAGAAAUUAGAAGAAAAGGAGGAGGAAAAAACUGCUCCAGGAAUGGUGCAAAAAUGUGGUUACAAAGCACGGAUCCAUAUGUAUUCUCAGGAUUUUUGCAUUGGGCUACCCCAAACUCACCGUCAAAUCACAUAUCAUGUCUGUGGCCACAGCAUGAACUACAAAAAUCUUACAUCCACUAUUUCAUUCAGAAUAUUUUUUUUCUUGUUUUCCUCCGCUAAAAACUAGGCAUGUCUUAUGGUCAGGUGUGUCUUAUGGAGCGAAAAUUGGGAUGCGGGUGGCACUGUGGAUUAAACCACAGAGCCUAGGACUAGCCGAUCAGAAGGUCAGCGGUUCAAAUCCCCGCGACGGGGUGAGUUCCCGUUGCUCAGUCCCUGCUCCUGCCAACCUAGCAGUUCGAAAGCACGUCAAAGUGCAAGUAGAUAAAUAGGUACCUCUCCGACGGGAAGGUAAACGGCGUUUCCAUGUGCUGCUCUGGUUUGCCAGAAGUGGCUUAGUCAUGCUGGCCACAUGACCCGGAAGCUGUACUCUGGCUCCCUAGGCCAGUGAAGCGAGAUGAGUGCCGCAACCCCAGAGUCGGCCAUGUCUGGACCUAAAUUGUCAGGGGUCCCUUUACCUUUAGCUUUAUGGAGCGAAAAAUACGGUAAUCCGGGAAAUUGUCCUAAGCCCUUGAUCCUACAGAUCUGGUGCUGAUGGGGAUGGCUCCUGUUUACUAAGACAUGUUUGCUGUUGGCAGAUUUAGCACAUCAGCAUUUCGGCUUCCCUAGAGAUGGUGCAAUAAUUACAUGCUGAGCAGAUGUGAACCUGCACAAAUGAUCCCCAGGAGGGGCAGUGAUGGGCCCAGGCUGAAUCCCUUCACUCUGAGAGGGAAGGGGUUUGUCUUGAAAGGCAAAGCCAAGCUUCGUAGGAUCCGGCUAAGCUUAGGCGUUGUCAGGUGGUUGCCCUGAAACUCGCAGGGAAUGCUCCUAAAUUAGCCGCCCAACGUUCCAGUAUUGAGCAAGGACAGCCUCCGUUUCCCAGUUCCGCUGUCCCCAUUUUGUGCUUUUGUGGACUGUUAGGUGAAAAAUGUAAUCUUCGACACCUCCCUCUCUAUGGAGGUGCAGAUUACAGCUAUAACAAAGGCGGCAUUUUUUCAUCUCCGCCAAGCUAAUCAGUUGGCUCCUUACCUUUCUCGCCCUGACCUAGCCACUGUGAUCCACAUGAUGGUCACCUCCAGACUUGAUUAUUGUAACUCACUCUAUGUGGGGCUGCCCUUGAGACUGACCCAGAAAAUCCAGCAGGUGCAGAAUGCCGCGGCGAGACUCCUUACAGGGUCCUUGCCGCAGGAUCACAUUCACCCGGUGCUAUACCAGCUGCACUGGCUCCCGGUGGACUAUAGGAUCAGGUUUAAGGUGCUGGUUUUAACCUAUAAAGCCCUAUACGGCCGAAGACCUUCGUACCUACAGGACUGCCUCUCCUGGUAUGUCCCACGGAGGAGCUUACGGUCUUCAAAUAAAAACAUCUUGGAGAUCCCGGGCCACAGGGAGGUUAGGCUGGCCUCAACCAGAGCCAGGACUUUUUCGGCCGUGGCCCCGAUCUGGUGGAAAGCUCUGUCACGAGAGACUAGGGCCCUGCGGGACUUGACAUCUUUCCGCAGGGCCUGCAAGACACAGCUGUUCCACCAGGCCUUUGGCCAGGGCACAGCCUGACCCCCUCCUUCUGUAAUCCUCAUAGAACUCUAGCCCAAUGAUUGCCAUUAAUUUGACUCUGAAUUGAUUUUAGAAUGAAUUGAUUACAGAAUAUUUCAAUUAAUUUAUUGUGAUUUUAUGUAAACUGUGUUAUUUUUAAUGUUGUUAGCCGCUCUGAGCCUGGCUUCGGCUGGGGAGGGCGGGAUAUAAAUAAAAUUAUUAUUAUUAUUAUUAUUAUUAUUAUAUUUGCAGACAUUUUUGUAACACAGAGUUGGUCUGCCAGUGGGCCUGGUGCCUGAAGCCAGUUCCCCAUACAGCAUGUCCUUGGGGAUCGUGCCAUUUUGCGGCUGUGACAAAGCCAGGGUGGUUGUUGCUGGGACAGGAGUGCAAACAUGCUGAGAAUGUGGGCUUGGAAGAGCACAUCUUUCUUUGAAACCUUGUCCUGGCAUGUGAUGCUCUGACAAUAAAACAAUGAACAGGGUGGUGGUACAGUGGAACCUCGGUUUUUGAGCAUCUCGGAAGCCGAACAGCCUCCGCUGCAUGUUUUUCUUUUUUCUUUUUUGCCGACCGCCCAUUUUUCCUCGGUUUUUGAAUGUUUCAGAAGUCAAAUGGUCUUCCAGAACAGAUUACGUUCAAAAACUGAGGUUCCACUGUACAAUGACUACUGCAACCGACGCAAGAUAAUAUCAUCAAGACAACUAUCUGUAAACAAACAAUAAAUGUCCACAAGUAUGGCAAAAGUAGUUUCUUUCCCAAAUACAGUGGUACCUCGGGUUACAGAUGCUUCAGGUUACAGACGUUUCAGGUUACGGAUUCCGCUAACCCAGAAAUAGUGCCUCGGGUUAAGAACUUUGCUUCAGGAUGAGAACAGAAAUCGCGCGACGGCAGCGGGAGGCCCCAUUAGCUAAAGUGGUGCUUCAGGUUAAGAACAGUUUCAGGUUAAGAACGGACCUCCAGAAUGAAUUAAGUUCUUAACCCAAGGUACCACUGUAGUUUUUUAUCUUAAACAAUUGCAAACACAGUAAAUAAAUAGUUCACUUGUAAUUUAUCAGUGGUUCAGUGUUCAUUUAUUCUCUUUUCAAAAUAGAUUUUAUCUUGAAUAGUUGCAAACGCAGUAAUAAAGAGUCCUUUUUUUAUAUACCAGUGGUUCAGUGCUUGGAUGUUGUUCCAGGAAUCAGACGUUUCGUUACUAAAGAGCUUAGCCAUCAAACUCUGUAGUAAAUAAUACAAAAGAGAAGACAGUAUGUAAAUGACUUAAAGCAGGGGCAUAUCUGUCCCCAUCUGCAUGUUUCCAUCGGGAGGAGCAUAGAAAGAGGACGAUGUCCUUCAGUUUGUUAAGCCUCUGAGGGGCCGAUGGGAGUUGUAGUUCAAAAGAUCAGGAGGGCACCAGGUUGGGAAAGGCUGGUAUGCAUUAAUUAUUAUUAUAAUAUAUUUAUUUAUACCCCGUUUUUCCCCCUCAUGGGACUCUAGGCGUCUUACAGACAAAAAUAAGAACCCCUAAAAACAGUCACUAAAAACAGAUAAGCCUGGAUAAGAUUAAAACUAUAUACUUCUAAAAAAUCUAUUAAAACCAUACCGAUAAUUACAGUAAAAACAGCACGGCCCCAUGCCAUGCAGAAGAAAUUGUAUAAAUGAGUUUUGCUUGCAUAAUUUAAUCAAGUUGCAGAAUCAAGCUGCUCUUAGAGCAGAAUGUGACUUUAAGAAUCGAGGCAGAAUGGGGAUGGUUUUAGCCAAAGUACAGGGAAUCAAAAGAUGUGAAAGUAAACGGGUGAAAUCUACAGGCUUAAUGUAGCAAAGGAUCAAGCGUGUGUCUUUAUGUCCUCCUUGCACCGAAUUCUUUUGUGACCUCAGUCACACAUCAGUCCCUCUUCCCCCUUUCCAAGCUUCUUUUCCUGUUGCUGGCAGAACGAAACACAUAUGUGGAAUAUAAAAACACAGCAAUGCUGAGAAAACGAAGCACAUGCCCCUGUGAUAGGAAUUUUAUGGUCUUAGAUAUAUGGUAAUGUUCAUAACUGCACAUACAUAGAUCAACACAGGAAGACCAACCUGGAACCAUUUUGAUUCCUAAACUGACCAAAUCCUUUCUCUGCAAGGUUAACCUGGAAAAGCCUCCCCAUUGUCUCUUUCCCCACAAAUCCUGUCUCAAGGAUAUGUCUGUUUGAAUAAGGUGUGAGCCUGUGACCUGGCCCAGGAAAUAAGUAUUUUACCACUACAAAAGAAUGGCCAGGCUCCCCAGGAAAUCCAAUCAAGUAACCUGCUAGACAGGAGAUAAACAACAACAGGAGAAAAACAAUAUUAAAAGUUCUGUGAUGUAGGUGGGAUGUAUCUGAGGGGUGGUGUUAGGUUACACCCCUUCUGUGAUGUAUGCAUAAUGUUUCUGGGGGUGGUCUUGAUCUAGAGGAUGGGAAUUUCAAAAGUCUUUAUAAGCCCUUGCACAGCAAUUUUGGGGGUCCUCUUCCUCUCCUGCGUGUGACGGGAGCACCCUGUUGCAACAGAUCAAUAAAGAUCAAGCUUACUAGCUGCUUUGCUUCUCAAUAUUCUCUGGUUGGCCUCUGUUGUUUUCUCCUACCAAUAGGGAACCUAUGUAAGGACUCUAUAUGGGCUCUUGGAUACCCCAUAAGGGAAAAGGGCAUAUUUUUUAUUUUACAACACCCCAAAGUGUGCAUGGGUGCCAAGUUGCCAAGGUUUCAGGCAGAGACUUUCUCCAGCCCCAACUCCUUUAGUGGGACCUUUUGCCUGCAAAGCACUUGCCAAAGCAAGCCAGAUGGUAUUCCCUAGGCAAGAGCACUUUCUUUCAGAGGAGUUCAGCUCAGGGGUGAAUUGGCUCCUUACCUGGGCUCUUGGCCAUGUCAGCUAUGUGUCAGUAACCAAGUAACAGGGGGCGUGUCACAAGAAAAUGCGCGCAUCCCGAGGUGCUUUCUGAGGUCAGCUUUAAGAAACAGCUCCUGCAAGCUGAGUGAGGUUUGGGAGCAGCAGGGAAGGAGGACGAGAAGGGAGGACGCUGCCCCUUUUAGAAGAAGCUCUUGCUCUCGGAAUCCCUAAGCUCUUGUCGUAAUGUGAUCAAUUGUGACCAAAGAGAAUACUGCAGCCUCCAAGAUCUCUGUAAGAUCCACAUCCCUCCAACACAGAGAAAGAUCACUGCAAACUGCCCCCAUCCUUGUCGGAAAGGUACCCGUUUAUAUUUUUCCUGUUUUUCUGCAGACCUCUAUCUUUGUUGCGUUUUAAUGCCAUGAUUUAAGGAGCCAGGAUGGAGGAGAAAUUUGAGGGACGGAGGGGAGCCUUCCUUGUCUCUCUUAAUUCCACUUUGCUUCUCGCUUGCACGAGCUUUCGUGAAGCUAAUCUGUGCGGGGAAAAGAACGUUUUAUUUUUAAUGCACCCAGUGUGGAACAGUGGCACUUCAAAGGGGUGAAACAAGAUAGCUUUGUGUUGUUGAUGUUGUUGUUUUAACUGAAAGCGUAAGGGCUGGAUAACUACCUGCAGUGGAGCCUAUAUUAUGUGUACAGAAAGGAUUUUGUUCAAGAAAUGACAGAACAGCAGAAGUGGGGGUUGGCUGAUACUUUAAAUAGAGUCGGCUGCCAAGUUAUGUUAACUCGUGGAUUGUGUUUCACCUUAAAGAGCUUCUGUUAUAAUCUUUCUCCCUCUCCCUUUCUCUGAAAUGGAAAAGCAGGCAAUCAAUUCGGGUUGCCACUUGUAUUCCCAACAGGGGAACCUGAUUUUGAAGAAAGUGGUUGUUUGUUUCCUUGCUUGUGAGAACAACUUUUCUAUCCCCCACCCCAACCCCUGAACCCAUUUUUAAAAGCUGAUUUCUUCAUUUCCAUGCUCCUGUCUGCCUCUGUGCUUGCUUACUGGGAAGUAGCAAUAACUAUACUAUCAAAAUUCAUUUGCCUGCCCAAAUGCUAUUGGUUUGUUUUUGGAAAACAGAUGGCUUGAUUUGCGCUGUAAACCUUCCAGACCCGCUUAGUGUUGGUGUUGAAUCGCUGAGGUGCAAAAAUGCUGCUUUUGUUCAGUGUGUUUUAUUUUAUUGCCGUCUUAUCGGGUGUUCCUUUUGCAAGUUUAUAAAUGCUAGUCUGACACGAGCAGUUGAUGCUGUCCGUUAUACCACUCCAUUGCCUGAAUGCCAGAACACCGCUGUCGUCUCUGGGGCCUGUAAGAUUUUUGUCGGUCCAGCUGCCGUCUGGCCUCAGACAACCUUCUGCUGGGAGCCGAGCUGUUAAACAAGAGCAGUAAGAAAAUAUUUACCUUUAGACCUCCCCUGCCCCCGCCACUGCAAAAAAGCAACACAGCAAAUGUCUGUAAAAUAGCUAUUCAGGGGAGAAAGCCACAUUUCUUAUGCAGCAACAGAUUUUGAGUGGUUGCUUAGCACCACCUUGCUGACUCCUGUCCAUACGUGGAAUUGUAAGAUUGCUGGGUUCUGCUGUUUCAGAAACCAUUUCUAAAGACAUUCCUUUUUGAGCCAUUUAAUUUAUCAAUAAGUUCAGAAACGGGGGCGCUGUAGCCAACUAAACUCUACUUGUCACAAACCCAUUGAAAUCAACGGACAUGACUAACUUAGGACCCCUAAUUUCAGCGGAUCUACUCUUGAGUGGCACUUAGCUAGAGAUAACGCCAAUUUGCCUAGAAUUCCAAAGCAAAUCCCCACUCCCACCCUCAGAUUCUGAAGAAGCGAAAAAAUCGAAAGGGAGUUUGCAAGUGAAGUGGUGUUUAUACGGUAAUUUGCGUAUCUGGUUCUGAGAUCCAGGCUGAGCGGCAGUUGAAUCUCAUUGAAGACUAGGGGAUAAGUCAGGUGGGCCUUGAUUUCAAUGGGAGCUAAGUUCAACCAGCUCAGGAUAUGAUAAUCUCCCUGGUUCCCUUGGCAGACACCCCUUAGUGGAAUUUAAUUUUUAAGUCAGCGCACCUAAGAUUGUGCUGAUGGUCUGGAUCCAACCCUCUGGCUGUCUCUUUCACGACUGUUUCAUUUUGAACUUCUUUGGUACGUCGGUGCCUAGCGGAAGGGAUGCGAUUAUGAAGAGACAGGGUGCUUUGAGCAUUCAGGUUACUUGAAUCCCCAUACUCAGACCCUAACAUUGCAUUUGUUCUCGGCCGUUGAAAUGCAUUUGUGAUGUUUAGGGUCAUUUGCUUUAGCUUAAAUAUAUUAUUCAUAAUUAUUAUUAAUAUUUGGUAGUUCCCUUUUUUUUUUUUUUUUUGCAAGAUGAACUCAAAGCAGCAUUAAAAGUGAGUAAAAGCAAGAGAGUUUUUAAAAGCCUAACAUGCUAAUAUGUACCAAAAAGCCGACCCACUAUUUAAAAAAGCAGGAAAUUAUGGUCCAGAAGCCCAGGUGGAUAUAGAUAUCUUUGCUUGGUGCCUAAAAACAGAUAGUGAUGGGACUAGGCAUGCUUCAUAGGGGAGAGCCUUCUGCAAAUGGGGAGCCACCACCAAGAAGGUCCGUUCUUGUGUUAGCAAGGCCCUGUGAAUACAUCUAGCACAGGGGUCAGCAACCUUUUUCAGCUGUGGGCCGGUCCACUGUCCCUCAGACCAUGUGGGGGGCCGGACUAUAUUUUGAAAAAAAAUAUAUGAACGAAUUCCUAUGCCCCACAAGUAACCCAGAGAUGCAUUUUAAAUAAAAGGACACAUUCUACUCAUGUAAAAACAUGCUGAUUCCUGGACCGUCCGCAGGCCGGAUUGAGGCGGCGAUUGGGCUGCAUCCGGCCCCCGGGCCUUAGGUUGCCUACCCCUGAUCUAGCAUAUUCCUAUAAACCCUAAUGCAGGAGACCUACUCUACGGCAACCCUGGUACGUAGGGUGGCCCUCUGGCCUGCACUUCCUGGUCGGUGGCAGCUAUCUACCCAUGUAGCACAAUUGCUGGCAGGAGUGAGACCCUGUCAUCAUUCAACAGCUCAGCUCAGAGAUUGCUGACUUACUUACUUACUUACUUAUUAACUUUAUAUACCGCCCUUCAACCGAGGACCACAGGGCGGUUGUCAGCCUUGUAAACAGCCUUGUUGCCAGCCCAAAGUUCAAGGUGCUACUAUUGGUGCAUAAAGCCCUCAACAGCCUGAGACCGGUUUGCCUGCAGGAUCACCUCGCCCCAUAUGUUCUCACUCAACCACUUCAAUCUGGGCUCUGUUACCUUCUCAUGCCGUACUUGCAAGAAAUCAAUCUUUUAGUAUGCUUUAGAACUCCCUGCCGGCUGACACUUUGUUGUACUGUCUGAAAACAUUUUGGUUUGGGCAAGCCUAUCCAUGUUUACAUAUACUGUUUUUUAUUGUUAAUUUUAAUUAUCUUUAAAUGUUUUUAUUUAUGAUUUUAAUAUUUCUUGCAUACCACACAGAGGUUUUAUUACAACCAAGCGGUAUAUAAACUUUGUUAAAUAAACAAAUCCGUAGAAACCUCUCGUGAGGAAGAGCUUGCCACCUUCCAAAGCAGUCUUGUUCUGCUGUUACAUCACCAGGAAGUACUUCUAAUAUUGAUUCAAAAUUUUGUCAUUUGAGCCCAUUUAUUCAGGGCUUAUCUUCUGGAACGAAAAAACACAUUUGCUCCAUCAUCUAUGUGAAUCACAGCUUUUUAGGUUUUUGAAGAUAGCUGUCACAUCGCCUCCCAACAAAACAAUCUCAACACAUUCAAUCUUUCUUUGUGAGAUGUGGUCUUCACUUUCUGAAACACGCUGUGUGGCCAAUUUUAGACAUCUUCAGAGAAGGGAAUAUUAACUUCCUUAAAAAAACAAAAAACAGUUCCUGCAGCUUCUAAAUAAGUGGGAUUUUUAAAAGCCAAAAAUGAAAUCGGAACACUAUGUUUUUGCUUUUUUAAUGUACUCAUUUCUGUUUUCAUUGUAAUGAAGUUUUAAAUUAUAAAAUUUGGUAAAUGGGCAAAGAAAACAAUUUAUGCCACAAUCCUAUCCCCAUGUGUACCUGGUUUAAUGAACUUCUGAGAUGACAUGAAUAAGUUGCACUGCUGGUUUCACAUUGACUAUGAUGAAGUUCUCCAUAUGGGGGGGGGGAAAUUGGUAUUUAAAAUCCAGGAUAUUGAAGAGAAAACUUAUUCCUCAUAGUUGCUGAAAUUUAGAGCAAAGUCGGUUUUCUUAGUUGGCAGAGAAAAAAAUAUUAAUUUUGUUUCAUGACCAAAGAAACCUUUUUUGAAGGUAAGAAUAUUCCUUAAUAUUCCCUAACAACCCAUCUCCUGUUUUAAUGGAAAUUGCCACAGCAACAUAAUCUUAACAGUGGAAUUGCUCGUGUGACACAUGCUGGGCACGUGCUGUAGGUAGAAUUAAAAUAUCCACUAGACAAACAGAACUCCAGCUGCUUCAGAUCCUUUAGCCAGGAAAAUGAGAGUGUAAGGGAUUUUACGCAUACCUGAGCACCACCCUCUCCUCUACAGAUUUUCUGUGAAUAUAUGUCUGGUGACCAUAUCUUCCGAAAAAUCAGUUUCACCAUCCACAAAAGCAUGAGGGCUCUGUUGUUAAGAGUGUCAGACUUGGGAGAACUAGUCUGAACCAGCCUGUGAAGCCUUUGGUUCAAUUUGGGCUAAUCAGUAUCACUUGGCCUUGAUCCAGUUCUAAAACUGAAAUACACAGCAUUAUACAUUGUAGAGCGCACUUCACAUUAUUGGUGCUGACCUUCAAAGCCCUAAAAGGCUUUGGCUCUGUAUACCUGAAGGAGCAUCUCUGUCCCCAUCAUUCAGCCUGGACACCGAGGUCCAGUUCCAAGGGCCUUCUGGCGGUUCCCUCACUGCGAGAAGUGAGGUUACAGGGAACCAGGCAGAGGGCCUUCUCGGUGGUGGCACCCGCCCUGUGGAAUGCCUUCCCAUCAGAUGUCAAGGAAUUAACAACUAUCUGACUUUUAGAAGACAUCGGAAGGCAGUCCUGUAUUGGGAAAUUUUUUAUUGUUUGAUGUUUUACUGUGGUUUUAUAGUUUUUUGGAAGCCACACAGAGUGGCUGGAGAACCCAGUCAGAUGGGCAGGGUGUAAAUAAAUAACAAUAAAUGCUCUGAGUUAAUCUGUGACAAGUGGCUUGUGUAGAUUCUCAGGCAAGGGGUAUCUAUAGCUUUAUUCAGGGAACAGCCACAUAGUUCAGGCUCACAGAAAAGUCUGGGAGAAACUUCAGUCUGAUUGUCGGUGUGGACAGUACUGUGCUGGGUGACUCAAAGAUCUGGUACUAAGGCAGCUUCUUGUGACUAAUGGAGGGAGAAGGUAGAUGUGAUGCAGAAGAUCUGUAAUAGGACCAUCUCGGCCCCCUUUUUUUGCCUUUCCAUCAACAAACUUUCCCUCUGUUUCAUCCUCUCCCCACCCCUUCACCCCGGUCCUUUAUCUCCCACAUCAAAUCUAUUUCAUCCCUUAUUUUUGUGUCAUAACAUUUGGUGGCCACCAAACAAACAAACAAAAAAUGCAUGAAAAAUUUACUUCUCAACAUCUUUUGAAACCCAUCAUGAUUAAUACUGAAUUGAUCACAAAAACAACCAUCACAGGUAAAUGAAUUUCUAGGACGAAGAACUGGGCCUGUUCUUUUGACUACAGUUUCUAGACUGCUGUACUUUUCGUCGUAUCAUUUCUGGACAGAGAGAGAGGGAGAGUUUUAAUUUGUACACGUCGGUUUUACAAUGGCCUUUGGCUAUAGCAACUUGCUGAAAGAGCUAAUUAAUUUUGCUUUGCCAUUUUGGAAAAUAAACCCACUGUGUAAUUGCAAAGUAUCAUUACACUCCGGUUAUUAGUGGUAACACCUCUGCAAUGAGAUCAGGACUGCUCUCCCCCAGGCACUGUGCCAUUAAAGUUUGCGUCGGCUACCAUCAGCACCACCAGGCUGAUGGAGAGCUCAUUUUUGUGGAAAAGUGGACUGGAUUUCCUAAGCACUCCUUUGGCCAGAGUGAGCUAAUAACAUCUAGAUUGAAUUGUAAACUCUUGUGUGUCUGAAUUCCGCUGCACAAACCUCAAAACCCUGUAAUAAACCUUGAGAAGCUAAUCAUGCCCCUGGAAGGAAUUUGAAAACUAAUGCUGCAACUGGAUGUAGUAUUGUUACCGUUCGGUCCUAGAGAUAAAUGAUCAGUGGCUUGAAAAAUACAGGGACAGGCAACAGGUAAAGGUAAAGGUAAAAGACCCCUGGACAGUUAAAUCCAGUUAAAGGGGACAAUGGGGUGUGGCGCUCAUCUCGCUUUCAGGCCAAGGGAGCCGGUGUUUGUUCACAGACAGCUUUCUGGGCCACAUGGCCAGCAGAACUAAACCGCUUCAGGCACAACGGGACACUGUGACGGAAACCAGAGCACACAGAAACGCCGUUUACCUUCCCGCCGCAGCGGUACCUAUUUAUCUACUUGCACUGGCGUGCUUUCAAACUGCUAGGUUGGCAGAAGCUGGGACAGAGAAACGGGAGCUCACCACCGUCACGGGGAUUCGAACUGCCGACCUUCCGAUCGGCAAGCCCAAGAGGCUCAGUGGUUUAGACCAUGGCUCCACCCGCUCCACAGGGACGGGCAAAGCUAUAUUGACACCUGAGGCAGAAAAUCUCAAGAGCAUUCCUAUUACAUACAGCCUGGGAUAGCCGACAUGUUGCCUUCCAGAUUAUCCCUGGAGAGCUCAGUUGUUUAGAGCAUGGUGCUGAUAAGUUUGCAGGUUCAAUCCCCGUAUGGGACAGCUGCAUAUUUCUGGAUUGCAGGGGCUUGGACUAGAUGAUCCUCCAACUUUACAAUUCUAUGAUUCUAUGGUGAUGAUGAUGGUGAUGAUUAAAAUUUGUAUACUGCCCUAUACCCACAGGUCUCAGGGCUGUUCACAAGAUAAAAUUACACUGCGAAAACAUAAAAAACAUCAUCAAAAUAGAACAAGAACAACCCAAUAACCCCCCCUCCCCAACACAUUAUAGAAGGGCAGAUGUUGUUGAACUCAGCUCCAGCCAACAUGGAGGGAACAUGGUGGGAACAUGAAGGGCAUUUUGUUCUCUAUCCCUUGUCUAUGCCAAUUUGCAGUGGCUCUUUGGAGUUUAUACACACACACACAUUUUUAUUAGUUUUUUAACAUAUCAUUUUCAACAGUAAUUAAACAUACUUUUACAUCUUAUUCAAUUUUUUUUACUUCCAUCAGUCCUGUCUGAAAAUUUUCCAAUCUAAUCUCUUAGUAUGCAUUUCUUAUUUUCCCUAUUACAUUUCAAACUCAUAACCAAUAUCUCUAUCUUUUUCUACUUUGUAACACUUCGUUUAUUCCUCUUUACAAAACUUCUUGUAGUCCUACUAAUGUAAUUUGUUGAUUAUAGCUGCUCUUCAAAUAAUUCAUAUACUUCUUCUUCAUAUACUUCUUCCAAUCUUCUGUAAAUCUCUGGUCCCGCAGGUUUCAAAUCCUUCCUGUCAUUUUGUCCAAUUCUGCAUAGUCCAUUAAUUUCGUCUGCCAUUCUUCUUUCAUCUUUCUUCUUUCUGCUUCCAUUUCUGGGCUAACAAUACUCUUGCCGCUGUUGUUGCAUGUAAGAACAGUUUGACAGCUUGUCUAUUAAUGUCUUGGCCUAUAAUACCGGCUCUUUGAGGUUUCAAACGGAAGCCUUUCCCAGCCCAAGCUGAAGGUUCAUGGACCGAACCUGUAUGUGAAAGUCUGUGCACCAAGCUACAACUCUUCCACACGCCAUAGACCCGUCGGGAAACGCCCCAUUUUAAUGGGGGUGGGUGCAAUAGAGAAAUGCCCUGUAUUGGGGACCCAUUGAGUCCAGCAUCCUGUUUGACCACCAGCAGAUCAGAUGGCUCCAGGAAGCCACGAGCAGAACUUGCUUGGCAAUAGUGCUCCCUUGCUGUUUGCCCCUUAGUAACCGGGCUGUCCUGUCCUGAGGACGUAGUUUUCCUGCCUUCUUCAGUCUCUGAGGAUGGACCCCUAGUGGGAUCCUCAUCCACUCCAUAGUGUGGAUGUUGGUGCCAACAGAAUUGUUCGAGGACCCUUUAGGCCAGCAAGUGUUGUAAACAAAAUCUGCCCUUUUCCCUUAUGGGGUAUCCAAGAGCCCAUAUAGAGUCCUUAUGUAGGUUCCAUAUUGGUAGGAGAAAAUAACAGAGGCCAACCAGAGAAUAUUGAGAAGCAAAGCAGCUAGUAAGCCUGAUCUUUAUUGAUCUGUUGCAACAGGGUGCUCCCCUCACCCGCAGGAGAGGAGGAGGAACCCAGAACAAUGGUGCGCAAGGCCUUAUGUAGACUUUUGAAAUUGCCACCCUGUAGAUCAAGACCACCCUCAGAAACAUCAUACAUACAUCACAGAAGGGGUGUAACCUAAGACCACCCCCCAGAUACAUCAUACCUACAUCACAGAAAAGGCGGUCUAAAACAGAAAUUUGAAUGUUGUUUUUCCUGUUUGCCAAGUUAUCUGAUUGCCUUUUCUGAUUGUCUUUCCUGAUAGUCUGUCACCCAUUAAAAUGCUGAUUACUCAAUUCCUGAGACAAGGGGAAGGCUCCCUGACCCCCACUCCCUCCUUGCAGGGAAAACAUUUGGUCAGUUUGGGAAUCAAAAUGGUUCUGGGUCGGUCUUCCUGUGCUGAUCUACGUACGUGCUUGGUUGGUACACUUAUGAACAUUACCAUAUAUCAAGACCUCAAAAUUCCUAUCACACAAGCCAACUGGUCAAAGAGGCUGGGCCAGCCUGUAUAAGACCCCGGAUGGCCUCAGCACAUGGCUGAGACAAUAUUGGGAACAUAAGGAGGUGCCUCUUCCCCAAGUCAGACCAUUGGGGUAUCCAGCUCACUAUUGCUGUACUGACUGGCAGCAGUAAAGUAGAAAGAAGGAGCAAAACACAGUCUCUUCGUCCAAGCCAACUGCUUCACGGGCAUAAUUCCAUUAUUCAGGACAUAAUUUUAAAUUCCCCACUGAGUUGUUGUGAGACAUGUUACCAGAAAUGGCAUGAUUAUGCCAGGUUUUCUGCGAGCUCCUGAAAUUAUCUGUGCGUUGUGAAUUUAGUUUUUGGCAAAGUAGAACAGUUUUACUGCGCCUUCAGGAGUUUUGAGGUGCACAUAUUGCACAUGUGUCCAUGCGCACACACACAUACCCCUUCUGUCCGGGGGACAAGGAGCAAAAAGAUUGUCAGCCUCUGCACACCAUGUUGGCUCCCUGCCAUUCCCAGAGGCUAAACGGAGACUGUUUCUAUGCAAGAGAAUAAAAGAGACAUUUUUUAUUUAAAAAAUUGUCACGCACAGAAACCAGCGGGGAAUAUUUUAGUCGUCCUGAACACUCUUUUAACUGACUUGAAAGUUGCCACUUCUCAACAACAAUAACUUUUCAAAAGAAAACUCCAGUGUGAAGCUGCCAAGUUUGAUUUUCAGACUUGAGUUCAGGCGAGCGGAAAGUAAUUAUCUUUUCCCAAUUCAUCACCAAUUGUUGGUGGGUCAAAUCCACUUGGGCUUAAUCUUCAACCCAGAUCUUAUUGUCCUCUGCUGGUGUGAGGAGCUGUGUCAGCCACAUGAUUAACCCUCCUGCAAUUAACUACAAUUGCUGUGAAACUUGCUGAAUGAUUAAUCAGCAAGAUGCACGAAUUGUCUAGGCUCUAGACUAGGAAUACCCAAUUCCAGUGUCCUCUUACAACCUCCACCCUGGGAAGGAGAUGGCUCCACACCUUAGGAGCCACUGUGGAGCCACUGUCACCUUGUCCCCCGUACCCCAUGGAGUUAGCUCUGCCACAAGACUCCUGUGAAUAAACCAGAUACCUUGAAAGAUCAAGAAACAUAUGAGCAGCUUCCCCCACAGCUUGAAAACCCACUGUCUAGAAGAAGCUAAUGACUGCAUUAAAAGAUGCUCAUCCUUUGCAUGGCCAGAUGUAGCACUUGGGGGAUGAAUUUUUAAUCUUGACUUUGAAUGUAAGAAGAGCCUGCUGGAUCAAGCCAAUGGCCCAUCUAGACCUUCAUCCUGUUCUCACAGUGGCUGCCCAAAUGCCUGUGCACAAGAGAACUCUCCCCAUCUGUGAUUUCCAGCAACUAGUACUGCUACCUUCGACUGCAGAGGCAGUUGUAUGGCCAUUGUAUGGCCCAGAAGAUAAAAAUUCUGGCAGUUGUUCCAAGCUGGGGCUGAAACAACUUGCAUCUUUGGCUCAGCUGCAGGGUUGCUAACCGUGGUGCUGAAUGUCAUGAACUUUGCAUCAACACCUCCGCGGCCUUAGUUCACAACCAACUCCAGAUCCCUUGGCCUGCUGGUCUCCCUCUUGCUUUGGCCAUCGCCUCUCGUCUGUGGUGGCAAUGGCAAUGGAUCAGGGAAGCUUUUAAUAUUUGAUGAAUCAUUGUAUUUUAAUAUUCUGGUGGAAGCCGCCCAGAGUGGCUGGGGAAACCCAGCCACAUGGGCAGGGAAUUAAUUAAUUAAUUAAUCAUCAUCAUCAUCAACAACAACAACCACCUGCAUAAACCCCGCUGGCAGCAAAAUGAUCCCUCGUUUUCUGCAUGUUGUGGAGCAACAGUUGCAACAGCAAGGUCCUUCCUCUGCCCCUGCUGUGUGCACCCUGGGGAUAAGGAAGGAAGGUGAAGGUGCUGGCUUGUUCUAGUUGUCUUUCGUGGCACCAGCUGCCAGUGCUUCAACCGAAACAACAACAAACAGAUUAAUCUGGCAGCACAAAACAGCAAGAGCGGUACACAGGGGAAAGAAAGCGAGCUGAACAGGAGCUGUAUCCAGUGCUACUCGUACUCAGCAUAGAUCCACUGAAAUUAAUGUAGGGUCAUUGAAUUGGGUCUGGCCGGAGUGAAACUUCGUUGGCUACAACCCCAUCUUGCUAACUCAUGAUGGCCGCGCUGUAUUGCUGGCAAACCCCACUGGGAUCAGAAGCAAUCCCAGUAGAGCACGUUGGAGGAGAAGGUCUGGUUUCGUGUAAGGCACACCCCUGUGUACAUAUGAAACAUCAGGCUGUGUGCUACAGGACAUUGUCACAUUUGUGCAUGUGGGAUGCACCCAGCUGUCUGGAGCACAAGGAGGGCAAAUGGUUGGUAGUUUUAUUAUUUAUUGACAAAGCAUACAUUUACGGUAGCACUUAAGGUGCACAGUGGCUAUAAAACAGAUCCGGUCGUCAUUGAACAUUCUGGGCGCUUCUUACACACACACACACACACACACACACACACACAGGAUCUCUUUGUGUGUGUAUUUGUGCAUCCUUCUACAUACCUUGGGGUUUCUGCAAACCUGCUACUGUUUCCCUCUUAUAUCUGGGUGCCAAUGCUUGGACUACACAAGCACUCACAACUCGAAAGCUGGAAACAGAAGGAAGUGUGGCAUCUUCUCUAUUUUGGCACUGAGAAGAAGCAAGAAAGGAAGCAAGGAGAAAAAAAGAACAAAUACGUAUCACAUGGUGAAAGCGCAGGAAGGGAAAAGGCCAUAGCUCAUUGGUAGGGCACCUGCUUAGCAUGCAGAAGGUCCCAGGUUCAAUCCCCAUCAUCUCCAGGUAGGGCUGGGAGAGUCCCUUGCCUGAAACCCUGGAGAACGGCUGCCUGUAGACUAUACUGAGCUAACAAUGUUUGAAACUCCCAUUGUCAUAGCUCAUUUUGCAACAAGGAAUUUCAUUAGUGUGAGCCGGUUCUGAGCUCUGGGUGCAGUACUGCGCUUAAGAUUUCAACUGGAAGGAAAGGAGGACCUUUUUCUGCCUCCCCGGUCCAACUAGUCUCUGAAGACUGGAGAAGAGACCCUCUUAAGAAUAUUAGGGGGGUGGGCAGGGGAAGGACUAGACCAUGCGAAAAAUGAACAUAGUAUUUCAGCUGCAGUUUAUUCAUUUUCAGCUUUGUAUUCUUAUAAAAAAGUGCACCUAGACACCCUGUUGUUGCUCCCAUAACCAAAGUUUGCGGUGCCAUUUAGCUCCUGUCUUUCAUAUCUCAGUUUCUAACACUGUGAGCUAGAUGCAUCGAUGGUCUGACUCCAUAGCUUCCUAUGUGGAAAUGGUGUUCUUCCACUUUUCAGUCCUGACCUUUUCCUCUCGCAAGGGCUGGUGCUCAGGUAGAGCGUCUGUCUUACAAGAAUAAGGUCCCAGGUCUGGUCCACAGCAUCUGCAGGUAGGGUUUGGAAUUGCUUCUGCCUGAAACCUUGAGCAAGUUGUUGCCAGUCUGUGUCGGCAACACUGAGUUAGAUGGCCGAGUGGGUCUGAUUUGGUGUAGGCAGCUUCUUCUGUACCUGUGGCCUCCUCCCCUUGUCUCAAGAUAAUUCUGAAUUACUUUGCAACCGUAUGAAGAGAUCCGGAUACACCUUGUGUCGUUCAAGGCUGCCUUGUGGAAGAACUCUGUUGGAAAUGCAUUAGACUUAGAGGUUCAUAUUUCUUAUAUUUUCCCCGAUCAGAAUUUGAACCUGAGCCUGGCCUGCUUUCGCUUACCACUCUGCUACGGUUGCGGUUUUCUACGAAUUGCUCCUGUGCACAAAAAGCAAAACAAAGCAAUAUAAAAGGGCAGUUUGAAGUUCCAGCCUAUGCAAGGCAAAGGAAAUGCAUGACAAAGUUUUGUGGAGGAGAAAAAGAGGCCGUUUGCAAGACUUUGAAAGGGAUAACGCUCCUCGCGCAGCCAAGAUAAGUAGAUGGGUGAACAAAGACCAACUGCACUGUGAGCGGAGGGGGUCUCCAUGGCAACGUAAUUAUUUUCUGACUUCAAUCUGCGUCCUGCAUAAUGAUAAGAAGUUUAAAGGGAGGAGGAGGGACAUCUCUCCCACUUGCUUCCCCAGCAAAACCGACUGGAGAGAGUAAGCUAUCAGGGCAGGUGUAGCCGCUGCCAGUCCUGUUUAAGCAAGAUGCCAGCCCUGUGCGGUGCCAGCAUUGGGGGAAGGACCAUACAGUAACUCCAUGGCAGAGCUUUGCGAGGAGGCAGUCCCUGGUUCCAAACUAGCAAAGCCAAUGAUAAUAUCCUGCGGCAGGGAGUUUUUCUUACGAACAGGCCCCCAGGCUUCUGUGAGCUCUUUUACGAUACGAUAAUCUUUAUUGUCAUUGUCCCAUACAGAACGACAAAAUUGAAAAAUCUACAUAAAACAUUCAAAACUACAAGCCUGCUAUCCCAGCUAUCCCAACCUGGUUGCCCCCCUAAAAACUCUGAUACCCCAUUUUUAAAUACAGUAUGCUCCCAUACACUGCGUUUGGGUACCCAAAAUCGCAUUUGGGUAGAAACUGUUUCAGGGUCUAUACGAGCAAUCUCUACCUGCGGGAUAAUCUCACUCUGCCAGUUAAGUAAAAAAACCCAACAAGGUCUCCAUUGGCCACCUUCAGGUCUUAAAAUUGAACGUGGUGGUGGUGUCCCCAAUUUCUCUGGUCCUCUGGUUUUACCUGUACAGUGGACCCUCCGGAUACGAACUUAAUUUCUUCUGGGGGUCCAUUUGCACCCCGAAAAUUACGUAAAAAGAGGCAUGCUUCUGCGCACACACGUGGCGUGAUUGAGUGUUUCUGCACAUGCAUGCGCGGCGAAACCCAGAAGUAUACACUUCUGGGUUUGCCGUGGCCAUAACCCGAAGAUUCCAUAUCCAGAGGGAUCCGUAAGUAGAGGUAUAAUAAUAAUAAUUUAUUAUUUAUACCCCACCCAUUUGGCUGGGCUUUCCCAGCCACUCUGGGCGGCUUCCAAUUUUUUUUUUUAAAUACUGUACUACAUCAAACAUUAAAAACUUCCCUAAACAGGGCUGCCUUCAGAUGUCUUCUAAAAGUCUGGUAGUUGUUGUUCUCUUUGACAUCUGGUGGGAGGGCGUUUCACAGGGAGGGCGCCACUACCGAAAAGGCCCUCUGCCUGGUUCCCUGUAACUUGGCUUCUCACAGUGAGGGAACCGCCAGAAGGCCCUCGGUGCUGGACCUCAGUGUCCAGGCAGAAUGAGGGGGUGGAGACGUUCCUUCAGGUACGACUGUAUGUCUCUUGGAUUCAUCACUGAGCAUUGAAUCCUGUCCGAAUGUCAGGCACUUACCUCUAGGUCUUCAGCCAUCAACCACUCAGUGUCAGGGGACUGAGGAGGAAUGGUGGAGACCCCCCCUUCUCCUACACUUCCCAGAGAAGAAACAGACAGCAUAGAUUUAGAACAGUGGUUUGCCGAAGGGCACAGUUCAGAGGCUGCAGAGGGGAGAAGCUGGGAAAUAUUGGGAGAAGAGCAGCAGGAAGAAGAACCAAGGGAGAGACAGCUGACAGUGUCUUUAGAAAGCAUUCCUGACCCCCCCUCUCCCAGGACCAGGUGAGCAUUGAGAGUAGUAGAACAGAAAGCUCAGAGGCAGAAAGCUCAGCUUAGCCAUCGCAGGGAUGACGUAGAAUUAGGAGAUAUGGCGCGGAUGCGACUUAUUCAGAACACCACCAUUAUUUAGCGGAGAUUGUCUCUCUGUGUGAAUACUGAAUAAAUAAUCGGUAAGAACUCUUCUUAUUUUAUCUGCUCCUUGGCUGCCACUGUGGGAGGGAUAGGAUUCACUGAAGCCUGACACUCAGGUAGCAAAGGUGCAAUUUUCGUCCUCCAAAGUUUUACAGCUUUGCUGCCAAGUCGGCAUGCAGCUCAGCAAUUUGUGCAGAGACCAUGUUCAUCGCUUCUACUGCCGUUACAGUGGCAUCAUUUGGUAACACCUUUCCGCCGUUUUUGCAGCCUGUGUCCGAUCGUUCACCUGAGAUUAUGACUCGCCUGUUAGCUUAGGUAGUGAAAUUGUGGUCCUUCCUCGCUGGUGCACCACGAAUCAUGUCACAUCUAAGCAGAUGUAAAAUUGUGCAUUCCGAUUGUGGAAUGUUUUCCCUAUAGAGACUUGCUUGGCGCCAUCCUUACAUGUCUUUAGACACCAUGCAAAAAACAUUCUUCUUAACCCAGGCUUAUGGCUGUUAAAUAAUCUAUGGCCUGUGAAAGUGUGGGGGGAGGACUGAUAUUAUUAUGAUUAUUUUACUAUUAGGCUGUCAGUCAGUAUGCUUUUUACCAUGUCUUUAUUACAUUUUUAACAUUGAUGUUUUGUAAUGUCCUCCUAACGUUGCACACCACCCUGGGAUCUUUUGUUUUUUGUUUUUAUGAAAUCAUUUUUAUUGGAUUUUACAAAUAUAGAAUUAUAACAAUCCAAAUACUCUGAAUCUCAAGACUUCCCCCCACCCCCUUCGUGGGUCCUAUUGUCAGCAUUCACAACCGCAUAUUAUUCUGUUCUAUAUUUUAUAUCAAUCCAUAUUGUCCAUAGUAUUUGUUACAUUACAAGUGAGAUUAAAAUCCUGCUAAUGUUUUCAUCUGCUUGCAAUGGUCUCUUAAAUAGAUUUAAAAUUUUUCCACCCUGGAAUCUUUUGAUAAAGGGUGGUAUAUAAAUUGAAUAGAUGAGGAUGAUGAUUAUUAUCAUCAUCAUCAUCAUCAUCAUAAAGGCCUUUUCUGAGUAUGGGAAUGGGAAACCAAAAGUGGUAAAUUCGACCAUACCUGGUAGGAUUGCUCUGUAAAAUAGCUAAAAUAGGCACACAUAGAAUCUUGGCUUAGGUUUCAUGGAACAGGCAAAGGCAAACUCGGCCCUCCAGCUGUUUUGGGACUACAAUUCCCAUCAUCCCUGACCAGUGGUCCUGUUAGCUAAGGAUGAUGGGAGUUGUAGUCCCAAAACAGUUGGAGAGCCGAGUUUGCCUAUGCCUGUCAUAGAAGCAGUAGGCUCAGUCUCAUUAGAUGACUAGCUAGUUACAAAACCUUGCCUAUGAUAGAGUGGACCUUUCAUGCCUGGGUUCACUUCUCUUUGUCUUCGAUAGCUGGACUGUACUAGAGGCUCUCCUCCUGAACUUUCUUUCAAUAAGAAAAGGUAAGGGAAUGCUAGCCGUUUCAGAAUCAUCCUUUUUUGGAGGGCUUGCAGAAUAACAACAGCAACCACCUGUGUCACAAACCAGAUUGGAUGAAAACUCGUAUCGGAGUGCUCUGUAAAUUGAUAGCCAUAGUUUUUAAUAUACUAACCCUUUAUGCUCUUCCACACCCGUUUAAUUAGAUUCUUAUAGACUUUUAUAUAUACAUUAUGUUUCAAUACUUUUUAGCUUUCCAAAAUGUUUUACAGUUUUUAAAUGAUUGUACCCCAUCCUACUUAUCCUGGUCUACGACCGUAAUAAAGAUUUGAAUUUGAAUUCAACAACAACAAUAAUAAUAAACUUGGGUGGGGACAAAAGUGGUGGUUUGCGCCUCUUUGCCUUAGCAGCUUUGCUGAGACCUUUUAAAAAUGUUUAGUAUUUUUUAAUCUGUGUUUUCAUGAUAACAUUUUGUAUAGUUGGUUUUAAUGCGUCUUGUGGAUUUUAGCUGUGGUUUUAUCUGCGGUUUUAUGAUGUACCUUGCCUGGAGAGCUCAUUGACUGAUGUAUUAAUCUUUCAAUAAAAUAAAUGUUCCAUCUUAAAAAAAAAAAUAUUAUACCAAGUUUAGCGCACCAGCUCACAUUAACGAGGCCAGGGGCCGUCAAUACACCCGUCUCAGCUUAAACAUACAAGCUGAAAUACGCCCGCCACCUUGAGACAUAUCCACAUGAAAUAGACAUUUAUAAUGCAAGGGUAAUAAGGUCCUCGGACCAUUGCCUGGUUGUAGAUUGUGGGGGAUUAUCUUUCCAGUGCAAGUCACAUGGUGAUCAUAAGUGUUUGCAGGAACUGUCGACCCCGAUUAGCUCAGUUUCUUACUCUGGUCUUAAAUUCAGUUAUCUGCAUUUUGCAGCAAUUGUCGUUUUUUUUAAAAAAAACAAACCAACAAACGUCAUCAUGAAAAUUCAUCAGCACUUUCUCCUAAUAGACACCUUUUUAUAUGCAGUUUCCCUAGUAUGCAUUUUUUGUAUGUCGUUUUCACUAAUAUCCUCAUUUUUAUGCAUACCUUAAUAUAUGUAUCUUUUGCGAUCAUUGUUUAGUCAGCACUGCAAAAUUCAGAUGAGUGCAAAUUUUGAAGGAUGCAAUGUUUUGGUUCACAUGUUGUUUCGGAGAGCGCACAUGUGAUAAAUCCAGCUUUCAAUGUGUUCUGAAAUGGAUUUCUUCCCCAUCCCUAACUGCUUGCCUACCUAUGUCUUUCUUGUUUCCAGAUGCUGGAAGGAUGGAUAUUGACCAUCCUGGUAUCUGUCGGUGUCGGCUCCCUCCUGUUUAUGGUGGCGCUGGUGAUCCUCCUCAGAAACAACAUCCAUGCUACUAUGUUCUGGAAUGAAAUCGUGCUAGAGAAAAUCACCAACUUUGUCAUGGAUCAGAGCAAAGAGCAGCGGAUCUUGAACUCUGUGUCCUACAAUGCCGUCAAAGGGGAUCCCGAGAGCGUCUUGGACUGCAUCGACAACUACUGCUCCCAGAAAGAGUGGGCCAUGAACGUGGGCGAUGAGAAAGGUAAACGGGUGUCGUGGACGAGUUGGAUGCAGAGGAAGGGUGGGAGGAACCAGCUGGGGAACCCCCAAAGGAAGGAGGCUCGGAGCCCGGGGAGUGGUGGUGGGGUGACAAUGAGUGGUCAAUGGGAGAAGACUGGGAAUAGGUGGUGUCCAAGGACGAAGAGGUAACAGGGCUUAGUGAGCUGGGAUGCAGAGUCUGUGGUGCAGAGUCACAAGUGUCUCUCCCUCCUGCUGCGGUGCAAGCUCCCUUCUCCCUGGUCUCCCAGCGGUGUGAAAAGAGUGGAGGAGAGGUUGGCUUCAUGCAGACACAGUCUCUGAUUGCUUGGGAGAAGCCCUGGAGAGGAGGGCUGUGGGGAGAUGGAGACUUUCAGUCUUGGCAACUGAUGCGUAAGACCUCCCAGAGAUGAGCUGCUGUGCUCCUUAGUCCUGACACUCAGCCAAGGGAUGAUUGUGCUUAAAAAGAGUCAACUCCAACUUUGAGCAGUGUGAUCUGCUGUCGGUUCGCUCUUUGACAAUGGGCUGGAGCUUCUUUAAAGUUGGUCUUUGGUCACCACCAAGAGAUGUGGAGAUGGCUUCUCUUUAGAAUAUAAUGAAAGCCUUGCUGGAUCAGGCCAAGGGCCUGUCUAGUCCAGCAUCAAUAGCCAUCCAGAGUCUCAUGGGAAGGAGCCAGCAGAACAACACUAAUAAUAAUAAUAAUAAUAAUAAUAAUAAAAUUUAUUUAUACCCCGCCCUCCCCAGCCAAGGCCGGGCUCAGGGCGGGUAACAACCAAUAAUAAAAACAAGUUGAUUAAAAUACAAUUUAAAAAACAAGAUUAAAAUACAACAUUAAAACAUUAGGAUGCAGCCUCUUCACAGGAGGAGAAAGGAAAAAGAAAGAGGGGGAGGGAAUCAAACUGAUUCUAAGCCAAAGGCCAGGUGGAACAACUCUGUCUUACAGGCUCUGCGGAAAGAAAUCAGAUCCCGCAGGGCCCUGGCCUCAUGAGACAGAGCGUUCCACCAGGCUGGAGCCAGUGUUGAGAAGGCCCUGGCUCUGGUUGAGGCUAAUCUAACUUCCUUAGGGCCCGGGACCACUAGGGUGUUGCUGUUUAUGGACCUUAAGGUCCUCCGUGGGGCAUACCAGGAGAGGCGUACCAUAGAGAGACUAGCCUUCCUUGUGAUUCCCAGCAACUGGCCUUCAGAGGCAUUCUGCUUCCGCCAGUGGAGGCAGCCUGCCUCCGGACAGCCUUGCAUUUAACAACGUGCCUGGUAGCCACAGCCGGCCAGGAAUUCCAUUCAGGCACAUCCUUACAAUUCCAUGUUGGCCAUUGAGAAACCUGGUGGAGAAAAGACCAAUCUCUUCAUUUUCCCAUUGGCAGCCUGCUGCAUUUUGGUGCUGGUGGGACGCGGGUGGCGCUGUGGUCUAAACCACAGAGCCUAGGACUUGCCGAUCAGAAGGUCGGCGGUUCGAAUCCCCGCAACGGGGUGAGCUCCCAUUGCUCAGUCCCUGCUCCUGCCAACCUAGCAGUUCGAAUGCACGUCAAAGUGCAAGUAGAUAAAUAGGUACCCCUCUGGCGGGAAGGUAAACGGUGUUUCCGUAAGCUGCUCUGGUUCGCCAGAAGCGGCUUAGUCAUGCUGGCCACAUGACCCGGAAGCUGUAUGCCGGCUCGCUCGGCCAAUAAAACGAGAUGAGCGCCGCAACCCCAGAGUUGUCCGCGACUGGACCUAACGGUCAGGGGUCCUUUUACCAUUUACAGGGGAAGGGGAGCCCCAGUUCAUUUUGAGUACAUAGCAGUGCCCCUGGGCAUGGAUAAAAGAAGCUGGUGAUGCAGGGGAUGAAGGAAUGCAGUGUAUAUUUAUGUGAAUGGAUGGGGUUUUUGUUAAUGAAUGGGACUGAUAGGGGAUAUGAAUGGAGGGUGUUGUUGUGAUGGGAAAGACAGAGAGAGGGGAGGAGUGACUUUGGCCCUACCUACCAACUGCAUGCAUCCCUAAAUAGCCCUUUCAAGAGGUGAGGAUACAUGUCAGGAUUUGGCUCAUGGCAAGGAAAAUAUUCUCCCUCUCAGUACCCAGAACAGUUCUGUAUUACCUGCCUUGCCUCCUGGUAAGAUGUGCACAAUUCAGUCUCGAGCUAUGGUCAUCGCAGAUUGAAAAUUUCAAUCAGAAUGUAACCUAAAAAUUUUAGGAUAUGGCAUUUCUGUUCUAAACAUCAACAAGUCAAACUCAGACAAAUGAAACAGAUAUAACAACCGACAACAAAAACUCCAAUGCAUUCUGUUCUUAAACAAUAUUAAACACUUGUUAAUAAAACCUAAAGUUGUACAUUGUCCUGUCCGUUUCUCAUCCCAGUGCCUCCAUUUUCAAACAGAAGCACUGCCUAUUUCCCCCCUCUCUCAGUCUCUCACUGUCUUAGUCAGUUUCACUGGGUAUACCAUGUCCCAAAUUCUCAAUAGCUAUUCAGUGGUAAAUCUAUACAUAUGAUCUUGCUCCCAGGUACCCUGUCUCAGACACCUCUACUGUAAUUUAGAAAAAAGAAAAAAAUGCAGUUUUUUGGGCUCUUCUGUCAACUAAUCAGGUCUCCAGGCCUAUUAAUCGAGCCCUGCUAAAGUCAACACCCUCCUUUUCCAGGUGUGAUCCUAGAUAAGGUCGUCGAAGAGGCGGAUCCUACCAUCGCUUUGGAAUUUGGAACGUACGUAGGCUACUCAGCCAUCAGGAUCGCUCGCCUUUUGAAACCAAACGCCCGUCUUCUUACCAUCGAAUUCAACCCCGAGUUUGCCUCCAUUGCCAGAGAGAUCAUCGAAAUUGCUGGACUCAGCGAGAAGGUACUAUCCGGCACACAGAUCUCCGAAAUGUUUGUCAGUAUCAAAUGGAUGGUGGUCGCGGCUCUCUGAGAGAGUCGUCGUUUUUAAUUCCGUUGAACUGUGGAGUUGGGAGGGGGACCAUCAAAGAUCAUCUGGUCCAAGUCCUUCCCAACGCUCCCACAGCAUCCCUGAUAGGUGGCAACGCUCUGGGGCAUUGUGGGAAAUUUAGAUGGCAGACCUCCACACCAGCUGUGCUGCUGGAAAUUAAAAUGUCAGGCCCAGUGCUCAUUGGAUUGGAAAUCAGGGCAUCUGUCCAUCAGUCCUGGUAGCCCUGCCUAAGGAUGUGGGUGGAUGCCAGGCCAGAAUGAGGUAGGAAAGGGAAGAUGCAAACUAUACAUUUGAAACAUAUCCGACACACAUUUAAAGCACGAUUUCUGCACUAUGGUUACCAGAUUUUUUUUCAAUGAAUCUGGGGACACUUUUUUUUGGUGUGAAGCUGAGUAGCAACAGGGAGUCAGUAGUGGGGAUGUUGAGGCAAAAGAUCCUGGUCCCAAGCACACAUGCAUAUUGUAUAAAGGUGCAAAGCCCUUCUUUCACACCCUGUGAAACAUAAAUGCCCAGAGUUUUUUUAAAAACUGGGCAACGGCACACCACCCACCCGUGACUCCCGAGCCCUCCCUGAUCUCCUUCCUCCUUCCCCCUUUUUUUGACAGAUCAGGGGAGGCUCGGGAGUCACGGGCAGGUGGCCGUUGCCCAGGAGAGGCCAGCCUAGUAGUGCAGUUGGCUCUGGCUGGCUUCAGGAGCUGCUCGCUGCUUUGGUGCAGGAAAUAUGGCAGGUGCCACGGCAGUGAGCAGCUCCUGAAGCCAGCCAGAGCCAACUGCACUACCAGGCUGGUUCCGGGAUGCUGAGGCUGCCACAUUUCCCGAGGACAGAUUUGCAAAUCUGGGGACAUUCUGGGGACAGAAUUUGUCUGGGGACAGAUUUGCAAAUCUCCAGGAACUGGGGACACCUGGUAACCCUAUCUUAGACUACAUAUCCGUUUUGCUGAUGAAAUGGAGCGCACACUCUGUUUUGUGAUCAAGGAUGGCAAAACUGUAGCUCUCCAGAUCUUUGGUGGACUACGGCUCCCAUCGUUCCUGGCCAUUGGCCAUGCUGGCCAGGGCUGAUGGGAGUUGUAGUCCACCACUUCUGAAGAGCCACAGGUUCCCCAUUCCUGCAGAUGAUUGGGGCAGAUCUGGGUUUGACUGGGGGGUAGUUUGGCCCUGAGUGACCCUUGUCCAAGCUGAGUUGUUGGGAAAGGCCUUGCUCUUUAUUAUUUUGCCCUUACAGAAGAAACAAUUGCAGCCUCAUAAACUUUCCCGGAUCAUAAGCCAAGCGAAUCACUAGUUCCCACCAGAGACUUCCCUUGCCACUGGCAGAAGUGUUAACAUUCCCUUGAACAGGAGCAAAGGUCAUCUACUUUAUAACUACACAGAGAGAAAACGUUUGGGGAAGAAAUAACCAAGCCAGCUUAUUAUGCGCACACAAAACCCAAGUGACCCCCCAAGUCAUAUUUGACCGAAGCAUUUUUUGUUGUUUACAGCAGGGCAAUUCAACUGCUUUGGUGGCUGGUGCGCAAUGGGACUGAUAAGGCAGAAGGCAGGGAGACCAACAGUAGGUGGCGCUGCAGGCAAUGACAGGCAGAGCCAACCAAUUCUAGUUUUGUCCCUGCUGAGUUCUGCAAGGGGUAACACUGAGACGAAGGAGGAAGAAGCUGACAGGCCUCUUGGAUUUGUUGUAAAUAAGGAGGCAGGUGCAUGGGGGCUGGUUGAGGGCCGUGCCCCCUAAUAAACCAGCCUCUACUGCAAUGGUUUCCAAACUUUUUCAGGCCACUGCCCUUUGGCUUCAUAAACUCAUCCCCAGUGCCCCCUGAAGGAGCGUCUCCACCCCCUCGUUCUGCCUGGACACUGAGGUCCAGCUCCGAGGGCCUUCUGGCAGUUCCCUCACUGUGAGAAGCGAGGGCCUUCUCGGUAGUGGCACCCACCCUAUGGAACGCCCUCCCCUCAGAUGUCAAGGAAAUAAGCAACUAUCUGACUUUUAGAAGACAUCUGAAGGCAGCCCUUUUAGGGAAGUUUUUAAUGUCUGAUGUUUUAUUGUGUUUUUAAUAUCCUGUUGGAAGCCACCCAGAGUGGCUGGGGAGGCCUGGCCAGAUGGGCGGGGUAUAAGUAAUAAAUUGUUGUUGUUGUUGUUGAUCCCCAUAAAAAGCAUUCUUCAGAACAGCGGUUUGCACAAUCCGCUAUGGAAGAUAAUAGCACAGUAAGAUUCAAAACAGUAGCAAUCAAUUGCACAUUUAUUCAAGGUCCAAUUAAAAUGAUUUAGUUUAAUUUUCAGCUGUGGACCACCCACAUGGCCCUCCUGCUUUCAACGUCUAAAGCAUACCAUCAUCCUCAUCAUUAUUAAUUUAUUAGUUGAUUUACUUCCGAAAGCGACUCAAACAAGCCACUAAAAUGGUUAGUCUAUGCAAAUCAACCACAAGUACUUGAAACUCUUCGAACGAAGAGCUGACUAUUGCUAUUAUUGUAAUAAUUUCUUAGUUGCUUUGCUGACAAGUGACUCAAACGAGCCACUGAAAUGUUUAAAAAGUAUGCCAAUAAAAGGCAGGUCUUUCAUAACCGACCCCUCUAAAAACAACCACAAGUGCUCAAAACCCUUCCAGUUAUGAGCUAAAAGAAGAGUUUUUGCUUGGUGUCUAAAAAUAGAUAAAAGGAGGCCCCAGGUGAGUCAGCCUUAGGGAGAGCAUUAGGCAGUCUAUCCAUAGCAUACAAUCUUGGUUCUGUAUCCAGGGCUGGCUCUGGGGCCUGGGGCAAAGUGCCUUCUUGUGAGCCUCCUCUUCUGUUGGUGGGACCUGGCGGGCUUACCUGGCGUUGGCGAGAGACAGCGGCACCAUUUUAACUCGCACUAGCUGCCCUUUUUGCGGGACGUGGGUGGCGCUGUGGGUUAAACCACAGAGCCUAGGGCUUGCCGAUCAGAAGGUCGGCGGUUCAAAUCCCCAUGACGGGGUGAGCUCCCGUUGCUCAGUCCCAGCUCCUGCCAACCUAGCAGUUCGAAAGCACGUCAAGGUGCAAGUAGAUAAAUAGGUACCGCUCCGGCGGGAAGGUAAACGGUCGUUUCCGUGCGCUGCUCUGGUUCGCCAGAAACAGCUUAGUCAUGCUGGCCACAUGACCCAGAAGCUGUACGUCGGCUCCCUCGGCCAAUAAAGCGAGAUGAGCGCCGCAACCCCAGAGUCGGCCACGACUGGACCUAAUGGUCAGGGGCCCCUUUACCUUUUUAGCUGCCCUUUUGAUGUCUCAUAUUGCCCAGAGAGACACUGCCUAGGGCAGGCUUCCUCAAACUCAGCCCUCCAGAUGUUUUUGGCCUACAACCCCCAUGAUCCCUAGCUAGCAGGGCCAGUGGUCAGGGAUGAUGGGAACUGUAGCCUCAAAACAUCUGGAGGGCCUAGUUUGAGGAAGCAUGGCCUAGGGGCACUGUGGAAAAUUUAAAAUGGCCGCUGGACCCAGCCACUAGAUGCUGCUCACAGUACCAGGUUAGGGAGGAGGGAUUAAAGGGGGCUCCAGAAGAGACGUCAGCAAUGCCCCCCACCCAAGUGCACUGAGACCCCAAAAACUGCCCAAGGAAGUUGGGUACUGACGCCGAACCUCUCUGUAACACAGCUCUUCUUUGCUUUCAGAUCACAAUCAUCGAGGGCCAUUCUCAGGACAUCAUCCCACAGCUGAGGGAAAAAUAUCAGGUGGACAAGGUCGAUUUUGUCUUUCUGGACCACUGGAAAGAAAGAUACUGUCCCGACACCAUCCUCCUCGAAGUAAGUUGGAGCGAUGCCUCUCUGGAAAUUAAGAGAUUCCAUAUUCCUGGUGUGGACCACACACAGUGGUCUGAACUCUCAUGUGGCCUAGAGCCUGCUAGAUUUUGUCUUUCAUUUUGGUCUUCCGAAAGACCAAAGGCGAUGGAAGUUCAGAGCACCUGGAGUCAAAAACAUCUGGACGUCACCAGCUUGGGGAGGGCUGAGUUAGACUGCCUUGCAUCCUUUGAGAGGGAGAAGCUAUCAGCUUGCUAGCUAGGGGCCUUGCAUUCAUUUUUUAAGGAGUCCCAUUUGUUUUAGCUAUGAAAACAAAUGGGAAUUCAAAUGAACGAGUUCCAAAUGAAAAUUACCUUUGUUUUUCAUUGGUUUCUACGGGGAUGAAAACAGUGAAAGAGUUUGAAGCAGGUGUAAAGGGCACAGCAAGAUUUUAGGAAGACACCAGGGGUGGAGGGUGUGGGAGAACAGUAAAACUGACGGAGCUAAAAAUGGGGUCCACAAAAUGGGGUCCUGCCUGCACCCAGCCAAGGGAAGGUGGUAUCAUCACAGAAUGCCUAGAAAACACAGAAGUUAGAGGCAGCAGAAGUCUGGCCAGGUCUCCCAUUCAAGCCAUAAAGCGAACAACAAAUGGAAGUAAUGCAAAAAGUACAGUUCAAGCCAGUGUAGAAACAAAACAAACUUGCCCAGCCCACUUCCAAACUUCCACAUUUCCACUUCCAACCAUAUUAGAUAAGAGAUGGAAAGAAGAUGAAGCCCCUCCCAGCGAAGAAUGGCAGAUUAAGUUGAUGGAUUAUGCCGAAGUGGCAGAAAUGAUGGAAAGAAUCAGAAGUCAGGAAGACCAAAAUCUUAAUAAGGAAUGAGGGAAAUUUAUAACUUAUCUUAAAGACCAUUGCAAACAGUUAAAAUCAUUAGUAGGAUUGGAAUAUCGCUUGUAGUUUAAUGGUGAAUUUUGGACACAAUGGAGAGGUAAAAGAUUUGGGUUAGUAUAAUAAAAGAUGCGGGAGGAAAUGAUUAACAAUAGGACCCACAAAGGGGAGGAGGGAAGUCCAAGAGAUUCCUUGGAAUCUCGUUUUUAUGUGGUAGAUCUUCCGAACAUCUCCUUGAAGAACUUCUGGGAUUCUUCAAAAUGAAGUAAAGACCUCCCUUAGAGUGGUAGGACCACUCUCAAGAGAGAGCUAAUCGUCUAUCUCCUGUCUCUUUUCUCAGGAAUGUGGCUACCUAAGGAAGGGCUCCAUCCUUCUGGCGGACAACAUCGUCUACCCAGGGGCUCCAGAUUUCAUCAAGUACAUCCGUAGCCACAAAAGCUUUGACUGCACUAACUACCCCUCUCACCUGGAGUACAUGAAAGUGGAGGACGCAAUGGAAAAGGCCGUUUACAUGGGAUGAGAGUGAGAGUAUUAAAACCUUAGUGUCAAGCCACUGCUUGUAUGUGUGAGCACACACCGUAGUCCUGUCUGUGGGUCGGCGUUAGCUUUCUGUAGUUUUGGGCUUGUGGCUAAAGCGAAUUUGUCACAGUAGAAGAAGUUGCAAAGAAGGCAAGUCAGCAGGAGAACAAGGGAGCUUCUGUUAUGGUCAACUGAGACCCACUGAAAUGAAUGAACAUGGCCAACCUAGGUUCAUUGAUUUCAGUGGGUAUACCCAGAGUAGACCCUAGCAGGAUACAACCCCUUGUGUAUAAAUAGGCUAGGCAGCUAAGGAUCCAUCCGGAGGUGAUGGGCAGUUUUGUUACAUUUCCAUUUUAGUGAAUGACCAUUUUCAUUGAUGGACUGCACCUAUUGGAUUUUCUGCUUUUUAACCAAGAAUGCCAAAGCCCAGUGGCUCGCUUUGUGUUUCUCAGCCAAACAAGACCAAACUGCCUUUGGAGACAGACAUAAAAGGGGUAUUUCUGGGGGGGGGGGAUAUGGGGGAAAGCAAUGAACAGUCAGACCCAUCUCCUUCCUACGCAGUGGCCAGAAGCGACAUGAGAAUUGCAAACUGGGAGGCAGAGUCUGUUCCAUAGUAAGCAGCAGGGGCUGGAUGUGGCUGUGACAAGACUAGUCAUUGCACUGCAAGCCAUAUAUGCACAGUGCAAUUUAAGCUUACAAAUUGGUCCAUUUCCUGCCCCUGCUGGUUUUGGAAAGGAGAAAUGGGAGCCCCUUCUGUCACUUUAGUCGCCUUCCAACAUGUGGAAGGCAAUGUCUUCCCCCUUCCCAUUUUGGAACCCUGGAUUCGAAAACAGACUAAGAAUCUCAACGCACAGAAAAAGUUCUCAGCUUCAUAUGGUCACAACCCACAAGUUUGAGGGGCGCUGACUGAAAGAGCAGUGGAAGGUAGAAGGUCAGAGCACUUGUACUCGGCCCCGCUCCCUCCCUCCCGGAAACCCUACUGGGUUCCUACUGCCUGACAAGAGCUUCUUCCUGUAAAGCCUUCAGAAUGUGGAUAGACAAGCAAGCAGGUUCAAACUGGCAAUCUGGAAGGUAUACUUUGGCAGGUCCAGUGGUUCAGCAAAUCCACACUUUUACUGAGCCACUGGAAGCAUCAAAACGCAGCUCUCUUCGAAAAUCCAGUCUUCUCUGCAUUUUUACACCAACCAAAAAUAGCAUAAGAUAGAUAAGAUAAAACUUUAUUCGCAUUAGCCAAUGGCCAUAGCAACAGUAAAACACUACAGUAUACGCAGAAAAGGAAAUUUGGUAUAAGAGCACAAUUAAAAGUCCUGAAUCAGCCGUCAGUUAGUGUCCCUUAUUCUGAUUGCCCCUGCUAUGAACCUAGCAAUCUUUGCUGUUAUCUGCUCAUUUUGAUCUGAUAGAAGAAAGGACAUUGUGGCAAUGGUUGAGCGCCCUGGGAUGGUUAGUACGAGUGGGGUGAUGAUCUCGUUCCUCAGGUCUUUGUAGAGAGUACAAGACAGGAGGACGUGUGCCGCUGUUUCGGUGCUGCCAUCUCCACAGGGGGGCAAAGACGUUUCUCAGGCGAGAUCUUUUGGAUUUGACCCUCAAGUGGCAAAACAUCCAGGCUUGCAAGUGUAAAAGCACAUCUGUAUUUUGGGAUAAUACGUUUGUCAAAAAUAGCAUAUAUUCAGCAAGCGUGUGCGCAAAAAUGGGUCCAUUAAUGAAAAGAACGUUGACAAAUAUGUAAUGUUACAGAAAGUGCAUCCUUUUAUUAAGAGCUUCUCCUCUCCCUAAUACACGUUUGCUGAGGGUUCACCUUCCUGCUCAUGGUUUUCUCAUUUACUCUGAAACUGCCUGUCGCUUAUCAUUUUUAAAACUCAAAAAGAGUGUUGGUUUCUUAGGUUGAAGAUAUACAGUGGUGCCCCGCAAGACGGAAAACCCGCUAGACAAAAGGGUUUUCCGUUUUGGAGGUGCUUCGCAAAAUGAAUUUCCUAUGUGCUUGCUUCGCAAGACGAAAAUGUCUUGCGAGUUCCUGCGGGGGUUUUUUCCUUCCCCCCCCCCUUUUCCCAAGCCGCUAAGCCGCUUAUCAGCUGAUCGGCUAAGCCGCUUAACAGCUGAUCGCUAAGCCGCUUAUCAGCUGAUCAUUAAGCCGCUUAUCAGCUGAUCGUUAAGCCGCUUAACAGCUGAUCGCUAAGCCGCUUAUCAGCUGAUCUGCUAAGCCCGCUAAGCCGCUAAUACUGUAGCGCUAAUCCGCUAAACCGCUAAUGGGCUUGCUUCGCAAGACGAAAAAACCCGCAAGACGAAGAGACUCGCGAAACGGAUUCUUUUCGUCUUGCGAGGCACCACUGUACCACUAAACAUAUACCAGUUGGGGCCGUGGACACUGUUGUUGUCCCCACCCUCCUGAACAGAUUUUUGAGGGAAUUUGGACAAAAUUACCUCCCCUGUGUUCCCAUUAGUGCAUGGGUUGGGGAUCUGGUGGUCUUCCGAACGGUGUCGGGACCUCCCACCUCCCACCAGUCCCAGCCAGCAUGCCCAAUGGUCAGGGAAGAUGGGAGUUGCAGCCCAGUGACAUCUGGGGAGAGGUUAUACUGCUGCCUUGUAAACAGAUUAAAUGAAAAAAUAAAUGCUUGGAUUUAUGGUGGGUCCUUCGUCUGAACUGAUUGACGAUGACCUUCAGGGUCCCUUCCAACUCCCUUUGAUUCUAUGAAUUCUUACCACGUUGUAGUAAUUGCAGAAAGAGAAGCCGCUUCUUUCUACUAAAGGCCCAGAAUGUGCAGGUGACAAAGACCCUGAUGGAGGUGUAGCUGUUCUUCACUUUUAUCUCUUUGGGCAUUGCUUGUAAACCAAGGGAAUCCUUCCGGAAUGAUCCGUGGGAAAUUCAUGUUGCUACAGUUGAUAGUCGUGCUCCCAUUGGUUGAGCUGUCGUUUGUGUUCUGCACUGUAAAAUUGCUGAGUGAUUUCCUCACUUCCCAAGGUGAGAGGGACCAAUGCAGAGAGAGUGAUGAUGUCUCUCCUCAAAGCUUUCAAUAAAUCCCCUGGCUGUGUACUCCCUCUUGCAGGUCCCAAAGGGCGUAUAUAAUUCAGAUUUAUAAAUUAAAAAAUAGAUUUACCCACCCACCCAAAGAGAACCAUUUGUGUAAUUUGCCAUUCUUGCAUCACUCAUGCCUGUACUCUUUUAUAAAUUCUCAACGUUAUUGCAGACUCUCUUAUAUAUCA